Molecule: messenger RNA, 849 nt
Organism: Guyanagaster necrorhizus
Lineage: Eukaryota; Fungi; Basidiomycota; Agaricomycetes; Agaricales; Physalacriaceae
Product: DHS-like NAD/FAD-binding domain-containing protein
Exons: 4
Coding region: 1-849 (282 amino acids)
Cellular component (GO): nucleus
Molecular function (GO): NAD+ binding; histone deacetylase activity, NAD-dependent
Source: RefSeq, a predicted model, not a curated record
AUGUCAUCCAACGUCGAAGAAUUUCGACAAAUCCUCUCUUCGUCUGAGAAAAUUAUAGUAUUAUCUGGUGCUGGUCUAUCCGUAGCUUCUGGAAUUCCCACUUUUAGAGGUAGCGGGGGCCUCUGGCGUAAAUAUGACUCGGCAUCUCUAGCCACCCCUUCAGCUUUUGCUGAAAAUCAAGCUCGAGUCUGGCAGUUCUUUCAUUAUAGGCGAGAACAAGUCCUUAAUGUUGCUCCAAAUGCCGCUCACUACAUUCUCGCUCCAUUGACCAUUCCACGCAUUCGCCAGAGCAUCUCUCCCAAUUCCAAGUUUACGCACAUUACUCAGAAUGUGGACGGCUUGUGCACUCGCGCUCUCGAGGAAACCAUGAAGGAUUACCACGAGACAGAUGUCCCGUAUCCCAUAGAGAUGCACGGACGGCUCUUCGACGUUGUCUGUACCGCUCAUGACUGCGACUUUCGCGAAACAAACUACAACUCUCCAAUCUGUCCGGCUCUCAAAGGCACUGAGCUCGUAUUUGGAGCUGGCGGUCCUGAACCUAUGGUGCGCCGGUCGGACCUCCCUCGAUGCCCGAAAUGUGGCCAACUCUGUCGGCCUGGAGUUGUAUGGUUUGGCGAACGACCGCAUCGCAUUUAUGAGAUAAUGCGGCUAGCUGAUGAGGCUGAUCUCUGUAUCAUAGUGGGGACCUCUGCUGUUGUUCAGCCCGCGUCGAAGAUUGGAGGAAGAGUCAAGGCCCGUGGGGGCAAGGUUGCUUUGUUCAAUGUCGAACUGGGCAAUCAUGCCGAUGAAGCAGAUUUCGUGUUCUUGGGGCCGUGUGAGCAGAGCCUGACCGAGGUGCUUGGCAUUUGA